AGACCUAACAAGACUCACUUAGGCUAAAUCAUGGCAAGUAUUCUCCACAGCUGACAACCUUCUCAAUAUGAGUUUUGACGCCGCGGAUGUUGUGUGGACUAACGGGAGCUCCCCGACUCUUUACGCGGAGACUCCGCCGUCGCGUGCUGGCUUCAACUCCUCUAACCUCACGGCCGUCCCGGACAACCACACGCACACCAACCACACCGCCCCUCUGGACCUGAGCCGGGCGGUGCCGGUGGGCAUGGUACUGGCGUUCUUCAUCAUGUUCGCCAUCGUCGGGAACAUCCUAGUCAUUCUGUCAGUGGUGUGCAACCGGCACCUGCGCAUCCCGACCAACUACUUCAUCAUCAACCUGGCCAUCGCAGACCUGUUGCUGGGCACGACGGUGCUGCCGGUGUCGGCCACCCUUGAGGUUCUGGACUACUGGGUGUUCGGGAGGAUCUUCUGUGACAUCUGGGCGGCCGUAGACGUCCUGUGUUGUACGGCGUCCAUCAUGUCCCUGUGCGUCAUCUCCAUCGACCGCUAUAUUGGUGUGCGCUACCCGCUGCAGUACCCGAUGAUCGUCACGGAGAAGCGGGCCCUCCUGGCCAUGCUGGGCGUCUGGAUACUGGCAAUAGUCAUAUCCAUCGGCCCGCUCCUCGGAUGGAAGCAGCCCCCAUCUCAGGAUGACACAGAGUGCCUUAUCACUGAGGAGCCCUUCUAUGCUCUCUUCUCCUCGCUCGGCUCCUUCUACAUCCCUCUGGCGGUGAUCCUGGCCAUGUACUGCCGGGUCUACGUCGUGGCCAAGCGCACCACUAAGAACUUGGAGGCCGGCGUGAUGAAGGAGCGUGUGGAGGACUCCAAUGAGCUUACCAUGAGGAUCCACUGCAAGAACCAAGAUAUGUCUGCCUCUGGAGGUGGGGGGUCGAAGGGUGGAGGAGGUGCAGCAGGUCGCAGCACAUUAACAGUGAAGCUGCUGAAGUUUUCCCGAGAGAAGAAAGCGGCCAAGACACUAGGCGUGGUGGUGGGCAUGUUCAUCCUCUGCUGGCUGCCCUUCUUCCUGGCGCUGCCCAUUGUGGACAGAUGCGAUGAGGAGACCCCCUCCCUGCCUACAAUCACAGCAGCCCAGGUGUGUGGAGAGCUGAGGAGGCUUCGCCCCAGCAAAACUGCAGGUCCGGAUGGUGUAUCCCCACGACUGCUGAAGGCCUGCGCCAGCAGCAGCAGCGUCUGGUUGACAGAGGCUGACUGCGACCUGCACAACUUGCCAAGGGCUUUGCUGAAGUACCAAACCUCCACAGCCCACAUCCGCUCUCAGAUCGCCCUGAGCACCUUUGGUAAGAGUUGGACAGACACAGCACUGGAUGAGCAGCUCAGGCUCCACAUCACUGCACAUAAUGAAAAGGAGAGCAUUGCUAUCGCUCCACUCAACCACCUUAUCUACUCUGUGCUGGUGCAGUCCAGGGUCACUAGAGCUUCCCAGUAA
This is a messenger RNA of Myripristis murdjan (pinecone soldierfish), 1465 nucleotides long. Its product is annotated as alpha-1B adrenergic receptor-like. Gene Ontology annotation, biological process: phospholipase C-activating G protein-coupled receptor signaling pathway; cell-cell signaling; adenylate cyclase-activating adrenergic receptor signaling pathway. The transcript has 5 exons. The record is from RefSeq and is a predicted model, not a curated record. Gene Ontology annotation, molecular function: alpha1-adrenergic receptor activity. Bases 68 to 1465 code for a protein of 465 amino acids. Gene Ontology annotation, cellular component: plasma membrane. NCBI's taxonomy places the organism in Eukaryota, Metazoa, Chordata, Actinopteri, Holocentriformes, Holocentridae.